Messenger RNA from Cordyceps militaris CM01, 789 nucleotides. RefSeq names its product ankyrin repeat domain protein, putative. Lineage: Eukaryota; Fungi; Ascomycota; Sordariomycetes; Hypocreales; Cordycipitaceae. The transcript has a single exon. Gene Ontology annotation, molecular function: protein binding. The record is from RefSeq and is a predicted model, not a curated record. The coding region runs from base 1 to 789 and encodes 262 amino acids.
AUGUACACAUGCCUCUAUCCUCAUCCCAACCCUCUCGCACACGCUGACCGUUUCCACAGGAUUGACCCUGCGAUCCGCCUCCGCCGCGCCAUCCACGCCAGCGACGCGCCGCUCGUGACGCGCAUCCUCCGCUCGCACCCGCAUCUCGUGCACAACCCGGACACGUCUGCGCGCGGGCAGUCGAACGCGAACCUGCACCUGGCGGCGUCGCUCGGGGACCGGGCGACGUGCGCGGCGCUGCUCGCGGCCGGGCACGAGUCGCCGGCGCCGGCGCUCAACGACCAGCACCAGACGGCGCUGAUGCUCGCGGCGGCGGCCGGCCACAGCGAGGUGGUGCACCUGCUGUGCGAGCACGACGCGCGCGCCGUGCUGCGCCGCGACGCCCGCGGCCGCGACGCCAUCAUGGACGCCUGCGCCGGCGGCCACGACACCGUCCUCCAGCUGCUCCUCACCUACAGCCCCGGCGGCCCGGCCGACGCCGUCCAGCGCGCCGACGCCGACGGCAACACUGCCCUGCACUUUGCCAGCGCCAGCGGCAGCCUGCUCUGCCUGCGCACCCUGCUCGCCGCCGGCGCCGACGUCGACCGCCGCAACCUCUGGAACUGGACCCCCGCCGCGUACAGCGCCACCGUCCAGGCAGAGGUCUACCUCAAGGGCCUCGUCUCCGAGGCCACAAGACGACACAAGACGGGCCCCGAGAAGCAGCAGAUGCACACGUCGCCGCGCAAGACGGGGCUCGGGCUCGGCAUGGUGAGGGUGGUGCCGGAUAACAGCGACGAUGACGAGUGA